AUGGGAUUAAGUCACUCUUCUUAUCAUUCUUCUCAUGUGAGGAGCGUGACGGAUUAUGGUCCAGUUAUUGUCGAACCACAUUUAGAAAUAUACCCGCGUUUGCCAAUUUGUGAAUUCAUGGGCUAUGACAAUAACUCAUACAGCCCACAAUUCGAAUUGUUGAUUCAAAGUUAUCAAGCGCUAUAUGAUCGCCCCUGCGAAGACACGCGAUCAUAUUGCCAGGUCGCUGGACUCCAUGCAAUACCUUUUAAAGCCUAUGAUGGAGUUACUGGUGGCGUUCAUGAAUACAAUAAUGAGACGGACUGGAUAAAAGGUCGUUAUGGUGGAUAUUGUCAUCAUGGAGAUGUUUUGUUUCAACCAUGGCAUCGACCUUAUUUACUAUUAGUAGAAUCGCUAUUAAUUAACGAGGCAAAGAGAAUUGCUUUACAAUACCCAGAUAAUGAAAGAGAAAAGUACGUCGAAGCAGCAAAUAAAUUUCGCCAUCCCUAUUGGGAUUGGGCAGAAAAAGAGGCAUUGAAGAUUCCGGAUGCAUUUACAGAAGCUGAAUUCGAAAUAAAUACGCCAAAAGGCAUGGAAAAAGUCAAAAAUCCAUUAAAAAGUUAUAUAUUACCCGUAGAUCUUUCAUAUCCCCUUGAAAAAGGCCGAAAUCCAACUGAUAAACCCCACUAUGAAAUACCAGGCCUGGAUCGUAAUCCAUUUACACCUGCUGGUUAUCCUACUAUCAGAUACCCUAACCCUAACUAUGAAGAUCAAUAUGAUUUAUUAAACCUAAAUAUGACCAUAUAUAAUCCUACGGUCUUUAGACCAGGAUUUUAUCAAACAUUUCAUAUUGAUAAUUACCUACACUUUAGCAAUCAUGCUUUAAGAUCAAAUGACACAGAAAUGGGAGAUUAUCUCACAGCUCAUCCGAAACCAAAAUUGAUUGGAUAUUCACAUUUUGCAUCUAUUGAAACAACUCAUGAUGCUUUUCAUUUCAUAUCUGGUGGUCCUGGUGGUCAUAUGUCUUAUGCGGAUAUAACUGCAUACGACCCGUUAUUCUUUUUUCACCAUGUCUUUGUUGAUCGUCUAUUUGCAAUUUGGCAGACAAUUUGGGUUCCGGAAAAUAUUAGCGUUAAUGGAACUUAUACACUAGAAAAAAACUCAGUAGUAAAUGAACAUACAGGACUAACACCAUUCCGAAAAUCAAAAACAGAAUUUUGGACAGCUUCAGACAUUCGAGAUAUAGAAAAACUUGGAUAUACUUAUCCUGAAUUGUUUCAUGGACGUAGAUUUUUCGCAAAAUUAACUAUAGAAGCGUGUAAAUUAAUUGGAUCGUACGUUAUUAGAGUUUUCGUUGAUUUGAAAAAUGCAACUGCUGAAACACCAGUAACUUCACCUCAUUUUGCUGGCUUAGUUGCCAUGCGGCAUAAACCUCAUAAAGAUGCUACUUAUUUAGUAGGAAGUGUCGAUAUUACAGCAGCUAUGGAACGAUUGGGAAUACGAACACAAAUACACCAUUAUUAUUAUGAUCUACUUGAUAACAAUACAGGCUUGUUAAAUCCGGAGGCAAUUUUUGAUGUUGAUAAUGAUAUCAACAUAGUUGCUUGUUAUUUGAAUGGUACAGAAAUUAGUCCUAAAGAAGCUGGUGUUAAAAAAGUUGAAGUUUAUUCACUCCAACACGAUGAAGACGAUCCAAAUUUCUUGGUCGAAAAUAGUGGUCAACAUCAUUUCACUAAGAGAUUUUAA
This is a messenger RNA of Dentiscutata erythropus, 1725 nucleotides long. Lineage: Eukaryota; Fungi; Glomeromycota; Glomeromycetes; Diversisporales; Gigasporaceae. The record is from the annotation of a GenBank genome assembly.